AUGGAGGAGAAGGCUAGCUGCAACCGGAUCGUUCACCAUCAUAAAGAGAUGGAUAUUGAAGAUGACUUCAGGGCGUCGGAAUUCGAUGGUGCUGAUGCCCAGCUGGGUUCUCACCACACGAAGGUGAAGAUUCCACCGGUAGAGGCUCGGAGACGCAAGCUGAUAUUAGAUGACUCGGACGACGAGCUCUUCUCGCCAGGACUUCCCAUGCAUCCCAUAAAGGAACGUGUUGCUGGUUAUGAUGAGAAAAAGAAGGGGAAGCGAUUGGUUAAGCUGGGGAAAGCCAGCUUGGUGGGGGACCAAAAGUUGCACCGUCCGACAGCGGGUGUUUCUAUCACCACCCAGAAGGCUGCUUCAUCCUCUCGCACUCGGUCUGCUGCGAGAAAGGGAAGCAAGCACCUGGGAAAACCUCGAUCUGGCAGAAGCAAAGGAAACCGCAAGCUCAAUGGAGAUAGUGUCUCUACGGUAGACAACCCCUCUAGCGGGCCUUCCCACACGGAGCCGCAAGAAACUGUGCUACCUGAUUUGGGUAAGAAGCCCAUGGAAAGUGUGCCAUCAGAGGCCUCUCCUUCGGAGGAUGAUGUCCUUCAGUUUGAGAUCAAAAUUCUAUCUCCUCCUAUUGACCGUGAUCACCAAGCCGUUUCAGGGCAGGUGCGAUAG
Messenger RNA from Linum trigynum, 660 nucleotides. Lineage: Eukaryota; Viridiplantae; Streptophyta; Magnoliopsida; Malpighiales; Linaceae. The record is from the annotation of a GenBank genome assembly.